CAGAGAAAAGCAUGUGAGAGGAGGGAGGAGGCCAGUAUCUUAAAGACACAGAGAAAACACUAAAGGGGACUGUACAGGACAUACAGUUGAAAAGGAACACAGUGAAGCCUGUAUACUGACAAUCCUGGAUAUUUUUCUCUAAUGCGGGAACUGACAGCUGGAGCAAAAAGGAAAGAAGAGGAGCAUCUGGAGAAUCUGGGGCACUUACCUGCUAAACUUCAUCAGUGACCAGCCUGUUCACAGCAAAAUGGAUGGGCUAACUGCUGUCAUUGUCCGGGACUUUAAAUGUCCUCUGCCAUGGCAAAACGUGAGGCUGGGAGCACCAGCCCUGUGGUGCGUCAGAUAGACAAGCAGUUUCUGGUCUGCAGCAUCUGUCUGGAUCACUACCGCAACCCCAAGGUCCUACCCUGUCUGCACACCUUCUGUGAAAGUUGUCUCCAGAACUACAUUCCCCCGGAGUCUCUGACGCUCUCGUGUCCAGUGUGUCGGCAGACGUCCAUCUUGCCAGAGAAAGGAGUCUGUGCUCUGCAGAACAACUUCUUUAUCACUAAUCUCAUGGAGGUCCUUCAAAGAGACCCAGAGUGCUCACGGCCAGAGGCCUGCAGUGUCCUGGAGUCAGUCAGUGCUGCAGCUGCAGGAAAGCCCCUCUGCUGCCCGAACCAUGAGGGAAAGGUGAUGGAAUUCUACUGCGAAUCAUGUGAGACAGCCAUGUGUUUGGACUGUACAGAGGGUGAGCACAGGGAGCAUGUGACUGUUCCUCUGCGGGAUGUCGUGGAACAGCACAAGGCCGCACUGAAGACCCAGCUGGAUGCAAUACACAGCAGGCUCCCUCAGCUAACAGCAGCAAUUGAGCUGGUGACUGAGAUUUCUCGCCAGCUGAAUGAAAGGAAGAAUGAGGCGGUGGCGGAGAUUACCAGUACGUUUGAAGAACUGGAGCGGGCGCUGCAUCAGCGCAAGACAGCCCUCAUCACAGACCUGGAGAACAUCUGCACCACCAAGCAGAAGGUCCUGCAGGCCCAGCUUUCAUCUCUCCUUCAGGGGAAGGAACACAUACAGAGCAGCUGCAGCUUUACAGAGCAGGCUCUCAGCCACGGGAGUGCUACUGAGGUGCUGCUAGUCCAGAAGCAGAUGAGUGAGCGGGUGACAGCGCUGGCCCGACACGACUUUCCAGAGAGGCCACAUCAGAAUGCACACCUGGACUGUCAGGUGGAGACUGAAGGUCUGCGACGCUCCAUCCAGAACCUGGGUGUUCUCCUCACCACAGCAGCUGUAGCUCACACCUCCGUCGCCACAGGAGAGGGCCUCCGCCACGCAGCGACUGGGCAGCACCACACCGUUACUGUGACAACAAAAGACAAAGACGGGGAGCUGGUACGGACAGGAAAUGCUGUUUUAAAAGCAGAGAUAACGUCUGUUGACGGGAGCCGGGCUGCAGAGACAGAGAUAACGGACAAUAAGAAUGGAACAUAUGAGGUGGGCUACACGUUACGCUCCGAGGGAGAGUACUCCUUUGCCCUGUUGCUGUACGGUCAGCCGAUACGUGGCAGCCCGUUCCGCCUGCGGGCGGUGAAGCCGUCAGAUGUGCCACAAUCUCCAGAUGACGUGAAGAGGAGGGUGAAAUCUCCCAGUGGGACAGGGGGCCACAUACGGCAGAAAGCAGUUCGACGGCCUUCCAGCAUGUACAGCACCACCAAGAAAAAGGAGAACCCCAUUGAAGAUGAGCUCAUCUACAGAGUGGGUUCCCGGGGCAGAGAGAAAGGGGAGUUCACCAAUCUGCAGGGAAUCUCAGCCUCCAGUAACGGCAGAGUGGUGGUGGCUGACAGCAACAACCAGUGCAUACAGGUAUUCUCCAAUGAUGGCCAGUUCAAGAUGCGCUUUGGGGUCAGAGGUCGGUCUCCGGGGCAGCUGCAAAGACCGACGGGUGUCACUGUGGACAUGAACGGUGACAUUGUUGUGGCUGACUAUGACAAUCGAUGGGUCAGCAUCUUCUCCUCUGAUGGCAAGUUUAAGAAUAAGAUCGGAGCAGGCCGGCUGAUGGGUCCUAAAGGUGUGGCUGUGGAUAAGAACGGACACAUCAUCACCGUGGACAACAAGGCCUGCUGUGUCUUCAUCUUUCAAUCCAAUGGGAAGCUCGUGACUAAGUUUGGAGGCAGAGGGACAUCUGACAGACAGUUUGCAGAAAAACUUGGCCCAAACUUAAAUAAAUCUGGCUCAGUUUUCAGUCCACACUUUGUUGCAGUUAACAACAAGAAUGAAAUUAUUGUGACUGAUUUUCACAAUCACUCUGUGAAGGUGUACAGUGCAGAUGGAGAGUUCUUGUUCAAAUUUGGAUCUCAUGGUGAAGGCAAUGGCCAGUUCAAUGCUCCUACUGGUGUGGCUGUGGACACCAAUGGAAACAUCAUUGUUGCUGACUGGGGUAACAGCCGAAUACAGGUGUUUGACAGUACAGGCUCCUUCUUAUCCUACAUUAACACCUCGGCAGACCCGCUGUACGGCCCCCAGGGCUUGGCCCUCACCUCAGAUGGACAUGUGGCUGUUGCUGACUCCGGCAACCACUGCUUUAAGGUUUACAGAUAUCUGCAGUAAGCUGAGGGAAGACACCGUAAACACAACUCCUGUUCAGACAAGCUAAUGUCACAUACUGCUUGUGGACAUAGAGCUGCAACGCGUCUGCUCACUUUACAGUGACCCCGGGAUUGACAAAUUAAUCUCCUUUUCAUUUUGUGUGCACAUAGUUUCAAAGAUCUAAUAUUCAGAACUGAAAAAGACAAAAGACAAAAACAA
Molecule: messenger RNA, 2784 nt
Organism: Toxotes jaculatrix (banded archerfish)
Lineage: Eukaryota; Metazoa; Chordata; Actinopteri; Toxotidae
Gene: trim3b
Product: tripartite motif containing 3b
Exons: 18
Coding region: 286-2586 (766 amino acids)
Biological process (GO): proteasome-mediated ubiquitin-dependent protein catabolic process; negative regulation of translation; protein polyubiquitination
Molecular function (GO): translation repressor activity; ubiquitin protein ligase activity; zinc ion binding
Source: RefSeq, a predicted model, not a curated record